UUCUAUGGUGACGUCACAUAAUAGGGCUACUUGCAUGAUCCGGAUAUUCAUUGGUGGAUGUUUGGUGGUUGUUCGACUUCAUCGGCGGCCAUAGCCGAUGUUAUUCACGGAAAGUGGCGGGGCGCAGGCAGAUAGCGAUGGCGGCAGAUACCAGCGGGAACUAUGAAUGGCAAUGGCGGCUCCUACAGGCAGGCCGGUGAACCAAAAUAGUCGUUGGUGGAAUGGGUCAUCACCUCGCGCCGGGACGCAGUUUCGGGGCACGAAACACCAUUUUUCCGAUCGAUGACGGGAACGUUCGCCCGGGAGAGUGGUUCCCGGGGAUCUUCUGUCGGUAGUAGAACAAAAGCACAGAGAAAAAGGCCCAAUUGAUGGACCUAACCACACUUAUUAGCACCUUAUGACGUCACUAUGCAAAGCCCUAUAAAUUGCCGUGCUAUAACAAUAAACUUAAGAAUUUACCUUUUUCUAUGGUUUCUUCACACACUUUAACUUUUUGUUGUGCUUGGUUCGUUUUUAGCUUUUAGCAUAAUAGUAACUGUAGGAAAUAACUAAUUACUUUUAAGUUCAUUCUAACAAUUUUUGUCACUAACCGUACUAAUAUUUGCAUGAUUUUAACCAAAUAACAUUUGCACUAAUCGUUACUAACAAUUAUUUCGACCUAAGACAAAAGAAACAACACUGAAUAAUAAAACUUUCACCAUAUACAAAAAUUAACAAUUAACAUACUAACUCUACAAUCUACACACGCGCGCACUACAACUCUGUUUGAAUAUUGUGCCUUGCAAGAUAAAUCCGCGAAACGCGUUUGUCUUCUUCUUUCCCAUCAAGUUGCCAAAAUAUGACCGCACCACUAUGAGCACCAGAUGGUCAAAAAUUCUGUAUGCGGCGCUUAUAUCAAAUCCACAUGAGGCUGCGGCGAUAUGGCCGCGAGGAAAUGCACGCGAUACAGACGCAAUGACGAAAUGAAAAAAGUGAAGCCGCAUUUUCCUGCAGCAUGAUCUAUUUAUCAUCCAUAUUCUUACAAAGCCGAUGAGGUGAUGAGUAUGCAUAUAUUAGUGGAACAAUGUCGCGAUAAAUAUUCUUACGAUUUCUGGCCACCUGAGUUGCCAUUGUGCUAAUUUUUGUUUUGAUAUGAACAGCCUGAAGGCUGCUGCGAUGCUGCUGGGUUGGUGACAGUAUCUGUUCGGUUUUGACAUUGCGUCUGUAUCGCGGGUAUCUCCUAGCGGCCAUAUCGCCGCCGCUCAAUGUGGAUUUAUUAUGAGCGCCGCAAUAUCACGAUCGGAAAAGAAACUCCGAGAGGAAGCUCUGAGCUUUUUAUAGACGAGUCAAACAUACAUUUUACAUUUUCCAUACAAAUAACAUAAAGUUACAUUGUAUGCACCUUUAAUGCCGGAAAUAUGAACAAGCACCCUAUUUUUGCUGGCUCCAUCUGUGAGUGAACAACGAUUGACCCAGUUAUGUUUUGGCCUGACAGCUCAAACUGUUAUACGAGUAGGUUGUCACCUAAACAGGGUGGAACAUGAAAGAGGAGAAACGCUCUGACACUCAUCAAGCCGCUGAGUGCAGCCAUUGCUCCCUGAUAGUGUUAGUGGGAGAAACAUCUGCAAAGGGCGUGUUAUUAUGGCAGGAAUAUUUUGGGAUAAUAAACGGGAAAAGGAAUUUAACACUUAUGUGGCCAGCAGGGUACCCGGGUACCUUUUUCAAUUUCAAAUCUCGAUAUUUUAAUGGUUGUUGUGACUAGGAUGUUGGAACUCUGUUAGAUCUUAGAACUCGUGAAUAUACAUCUAUUAAUGGGGUUGUCCGAAUUUUAAAGUGAGGAGGGGCAGGGGGAAGGGCUCCUGCAUUUUUUUAUUACGUGGAAGGCCGGCAGGGUACCCGGGUACCCACGAAAUUGAAAUGAUCAUAUCUCCGUCAAUUUUUCAUAGAUUUUGGAAAUUUUUAGCUCAUUCAACUCAGAAACUCAUCAUCUAUCGGGAAAAUAUUUAGUUAGACCGAUCUAAUCACCGUGGUUUUCGGAAAAUCCAUAUUUUUGGGAGCAUGUCCUUAUACCAUAUUGAAACCCACAUUGUUAAGGCUAGGAUAUCUUAAAGUGUUUAUGGUCAACCAUGACCCCACGAGAAGCGUGUUCCGAAAUCACAGUUUCAAAGUCAACACGUUUUAUGAUUCCAGGCCAGUCAGAUACAAUAUGCCAAAGCAAUAUUACGAUGCUUGGUACCGAAAUUGCUACUAACCUACCGAAAAUCCCGUAUAUUGUAUUGUAUAAAAACAUGGAUCCGUAAAUCCGGAUUUUCCGGUACCCAUGGUGAUCGGACCGGUCCAACCAAAUACGAUCUCGAUAGAUAAUGAGUUUCUGUGUUGAAUGAGGCAAAAACUUUUAAAAUCGGUGGAAAAAUCGCUGAGAUAUGAUCAUUUCCAUUUCGUGGGUACCCGGGUACCCUGCCGGCCUUCUACAGGUGUUUUUUUUGCUGGCCACACUACGGUUAAGGAAAAUUUGAUGGAAAAUUGGUCUUGUGGUGGAGCUACAAGUAGAAUUUGGAACCGACGGUUACAGUCUUCAGUCUCUUGUACUUGACUCGAGUCAAGGAAUUCAAAGGAACCGUACUUAAUCCGAUUUUUUUUUUAUUUAAUCUGCAUGUAUUUGUUUUGAAUUUUGUGUUAUUGGCUAUUUUGUGUGAAAAAUAUGGCACAUUCGUGAUUUUUUUUUUUUGGAAAACAAAACGUUUAAAUUUUAUUUUAUUGACUAUUUUGUAAGAAAAUUUUGGUAUUUUAAAAACUUGUUUGGUAAAAAGAAUUAAGAGUGUCAUGAAGGUGGUAUUAUUGUUCAACGUUCAUCAUUUCACGAAAAAAUUCAAGCCAAAAAACCAGAAUGCAUUGUGUUAUAUUUUUAUUUGAUGACUACUUUGUAUGCAAAAUUUGGUAUUUUCCUAGUAUUUUGAGUGAUAUAAAAUAUGAGUGUAAUAAAAACAUCACUAGGGUUGUUCAAAUGAAUCCACUAAACUACUACGAUAAAUUCAUAGUUAAAAAACUACAUAUCAUUGCUUUAAAUUUUGGCUUAUUCGCUUUUUUGUGGUAUUUUCGUACAUUUUUUAUAAAACAAAAUAUUAGUGUAAUGUAAACAUCAACAUUUUAUCAAAAACAGGUCCAGUUCAUUGUAACGGAAAUUUUAAGGCCAUACAACUACAUGUUAUGGCUUUAACUUUUGUUUUAUUGACGGUUUUGUAUGAAAAUUAUGGUAUUUUUGUAGCUUUUCGAGUAAAAUAAAUGAAGUGUGUCAUGAAAACAUCACUAUUAAUCAUCAAGAACGUCCAGUACGCUUUCACGAAUAAUUUAAAGGUAAAAAACUACUUUGCAUUGUAAGCCAACAUUUUUGUUAAGCAAAUUUGCGUGAAAAAUGUGGUACUUUCGUUAAUUUUUGAGUGAAUCAAAAUUUGAGUGUAAUGAAAACAUCACUAUUACCCGCUCUGCGGCAAUUCUACCUGGGUACUUCGCAACGUAUCUAAAUACCCAAGGUAAGAGAUUCCCGCAAAUGUCAAAAAUGAGACUCACCAACACAUCUGCGUUAGUUAUGAAAAGUUGGUGUUUUUACACUAAAAUGUCAUUAUUUCAGCAAAGUUUGUAAAGUUUUAGUAGUUUGGAUGUUUCUAAAUGCUGAAAAACUAUGUUUAGAACCAAUUAAAAAAAAAAUGUUACCGAUUUUCGAAUGGCGAUAUUUCCUGUUUUAUUGCAUGGAAGUCACUUUUAAUCCAUUAAGAUGCAAUUAAAUUAUUGCUUCUAUGAUGAGAGUGCUUAAUUUCUUAAGAAAGUUUGCUAAAUAGUGAUGCGCCCAUACAAAUCAGCGCAAAUUUCAUAACUAUUUUUUGCUUUUUUCCUUUUCUCACUAAUCCGUGAAUAUUAGCGGGAAUCUCUUACCUUGGUAUUUAGAUACUUUGGGUACUUCGUGUCUACUUAGUUUAGACACCUCCAUGGUUAAUCUAGCUAAGACACGCACUUUUUUUUCAUGGUUUCCAACCGGGCUAUAUUUUUGACGUUUGGUUUCGCCUGUUUACACUCUCAUCGAACUGGCAACCAACCGCCAUGAAAAAAGAAAAAAAAAAGUUUUUGUUCGUCGCAGUGCGAUUUAUUUAGAUUUGUUGGAAUCGGUUUAGGUAAAUAAUAGUUUAUUUUCGGUUAGUUGCUAGUUGCUAGUUGCUGUGGCCAAUAAUCAUCUCCAAAAGUAAGUACUUCGCCCUCGAAAUGUCGCAUCGACCCCUAAUUUGGUGUUUUUUUUUUGUUUCCUCCAACAGUCAAAUUAUCCAGCAGGAGCGGCUUCCGCAUCUGGUCUACGGCUAGCCCGGAACGGGUAAAACCAGUACGAUUCUGGCGUGCGCCCAGCAGCUGUACAAACUGCAGUCCUUCAAUCAAAUGGUGCUGGAGCUGAACGCAUCGGACGACGGUGUUAUCAACAUCGUCCGCAAUCAGAUCCUGAACUUUGCCACGACGAGGACAACUUUCAGCGGUGGGUACAAGCUUAUUAUCCUGGACGAAGCGGAUGCCAUGACCAACGACGCGCAGAACGCUCUGAGGCGAAUCACCGAGAAGUACACGGUGCGGUUCUGUAUUAUCUGUAACUACCCGAGCAAGAUCAUUCCGGCGCUGCAGUCGAGGUGCACUCGGUUCCGAUUUGCGCCCCUGGCGCCCGAUCAGAUUCUGCCGCGGUUGGAACACGUGAACGAAGCCGGAGGGAUGAAGAUGUCGGAGGAUGGAAAAAAGGCGCUGAUGACACUGGCCGGAGGCGAUAUGCGGAAGGUGCCGGUAUUUACGGAUCAUCUUCCAUCCAGCGAUGUUCACCGUCGGCGACUGGGAAAAUGCCGAUGCUCCCACACCUCACCGGAUUAACGGCAAACUGCCGGAAAAAUAGGAAGUAAAGUGAAAAGAAAUAAAUAUUGAAUAAAUAUGUUUGAAAUCUUA
Molecule: messenger RNA, 4947 nt
Organism: Aedes albopictus (Asian tiger mosquito)
Lineage: Eukaryota; Metazoa; Arthropoda; Insecta; Diptera; Culicidae
Product: replication factor C subunit 5-like
Exons: 2
Coding region: 4402-4875 (157 amino acids)
Biological process (GO): DNA-templated DNA replication; DNA repair
Cellular component (GO): DNA replication factor C complex; nucleus
Molecular function (GO): DNA clamp loader activity
Source: RefSeq, a predicted model, not a curated record